Manihot esculenta (cassava) is the source of this 5758-nucleotide messenger RNA. RefSeq names its product probable alpha,alpha-trehalose-phosphate synthase [UDP-forming] 10. Bases 639 to 3224 code for a protein of 861 amino acids. The transcript has 4 exons. NCBI's taxonomy places the organism in Eukaryota, Viridiplantae, Streptophyta, Magnoliopsida, Malpighiales, Euphorbiaceae. Gene Ontology annotation, cellular component: cytosol. The record is from RefSeq and is a predicted model, not a curated record. Gene Ontology annotation, biological process: trehalose biosynthetic process. Gene Ontology annotation, molecular function: catalytic activity.
CUUAUUAUUAUUAUUUUUUUACAUUCUCUUCUAAAUAUUUUCUUUCAUUUUUUUUUUCUUGAUUUCUAGUCGGUUUCAAAACCAUAAAUAAACUCUCAAAAUCUCACCGGUUUCGAACCUAACACCUGCCCUUCUCAUCCUCUAUCAAUCUUCUUUGUUUUCUGAAUCCACUGUUAACAAAUAACAUUCUUUCUUUGACGAUACUUGCUUCUAUUCUCGUAAGUCUUUUCAUAUUAUCCAUUCUUUUCUUUUCAUUUUAUUUUAUUUUCUUUUACAUAGACGUUCCUGAGGUUUGUUUGGCUGCCGGGGAACUGGGAGAUAAGUAUUGGCCUCAUGAGCUCUUCGGAUUGGAAGUUUUCUGGGUUUUUCUCACCAACCAAAAAUACUUCAUUUUUGUUUUUGUUUUCAUCGGUUUUUGUUUUUUUGAUGAUUUUCGCAGGAUAUAUUGGUUCCAGUUUUACUGAACAGCUAGUGAGAAGCUUUGUUUUUUGUUUUUAAUUUUCUUUCAGGUAUUUAAAUCUCUGUACUUUGUAUUAGCUCUUCAAGAUCUUGUUUGGAAGAAAGGCAAAGCACUGAUUGUGUAAUAUCUCCAUAGCUCCAAAUAAGCACCCGGAAACAUUAAAAUAAAGCUGGCAACAAUGAUGUCAAGAUCUUGCAUAAAUUUGUUGGACUUAGCAUCUGGAGAUAUGUUGAAUCUCCCUCGAACUCCCAGAUCUCUCCCAAGAGUGAUGACUGUACCAGGAAUCUUUUCUGACACAGAUGGCGAUGGAAGCAAUGAUGGAGAUUCAGAUGCUCCAUCAUCUGGAUGCGGCAAGAAGCAAAUUAUAGUGGCAAAUUUUCUUCCUCUACAUGCUCAAAAGGAUUUAAAUUCGAGCAAAUGGUCAUUCAGCUUUGAUGAGGAUUCAAUUUUGUUACAAAUGAAGGACGGAUUCUCAAUUAAUACAGAGGUUGUUUAUGUGGGAUCCCUGAAGGUUGAUGUAGAUACAAGUGAACAAGAAGAAGUUUCCCAGAAACUGCUGGAGGAAUUUAACUGUGUGCCCACAUUUCUUCCGCCUGAUCUACACAAAAAGUUCUACCAUGGAUUCUGUAAGCACCAAUUAUGGCCCCUUUUCCAUUAUAUGCUGCCAAUGUUCCCUGAUCAUGGCGAGCGUUUUGACAAAUUGCUUUGGCAGGCCUAUGUCUCGGCUAAUAAAGUUUUUGCAGAUAAGGUUAUGGAAGUGAUCAAUCCUGAAGAAGAUUAUGUUUGGGUUCAUGACUAUCACCUAAUGGUGCUCCCUACUUUCUUGAGGAAGCGUUUCUAUCGAAUUAAGCUUGGCUUCUUUCUUCACAGUCCAUUUCCCUCAUCAGAAAUUUACCGAAAUCUGCCAGUCAGAGAUGAAAUACUGAAAGCGCUACUUAAUGCAGAUUUAAUUGGUUUUCAUACAUUUGAUUAUGCUCGUCACUUUCUGUCCUGUUGUAGCCGAAUGUUGGGCCUAGACUAUGAAUCAAAACGGGGUCAUAUUGGACUCGAGUAUUUUGGCCGCACAGUAUACAUCAAAAUUUUGCCUGUGGGAGUGCAUAUGGGCCGACUAGAAUCUGCUCUGAAUCACCCCUCUUCUUCCAUCAAGGUUAAAGAAAUUAAAAAACAGUUUGAGGGGAAAAGGAUUAUUGUUGGAGCUGAUGACAUGGACAUUUUCAAGGGCAUUAGUCUGAAAUUGUUAGCCAUGGAACAUCUUUUACAGCAAAAUCCAGAGUUGCGGGGAAAAGUUGUCAUGGUUCAAAUUGUAAAUCCUGCAAGGAGCUCGGGAAAAGAUGUACAAGAAGCAAAAAAGGAGACAUACUCGAUUACCAAAAGGAUAAACAGGAUUUUUGGUUUUCCAGGAUAUGAACCUGUGGUCCUGAUUGAUCGUCAUGUGCCUUUUUAUGAGAAAACAGCUUACUAUGCAUUGGCUGAAUGUUGUAUUGUAAAUGCAGUGAGGGAUGGAAUGAACCUGAUCCCAUAUAAGUACAUUGUGUGUAGGCAGGGGACUCCUAAGAUGGAUGAAGCUCUGGGAAUCAAUCAUCAAUUGCCUCAUUCAAGUACAAUUGUUGUUUCAGAGUUCAUUGGUUGCUCGCCAUCUCUAAGUGGUGCAAUAAGAGUAAAUCCAUGGGACGUUGAAGCUGUGGCAGAUGCUUUAAAUCUGGCCCUCACCAUGCCCGACUUAGAGAAGCAGUUGAGACAUGAGAAGCACUAUCGUUAUAUUAGCUCUCAUGAUGUGGCUUACUGGGCCCGCAGUUUUAUGCAGGACUUAGAGCGAGCGUGCAAAGAUCAUUACAGCAAACGUUGCUGGGGUAUUGGUUUUGGUCUGAAUUUUAGGAUUUUGUCACUUUCACCAAGCUUUAGGAAGCUUUCAAAUGAACAUAUUGUCUCUGCAUACAAGAAGACAUAUAGAAGGGUGAUAUUUUUGGAUUAUGAUGGAACAGUGGUGCCUCAAACUUCCAUUGUUAAAACUCCCAGUUCUGAAGUUAUAUCAGUCUUGAACAACCUUUGUAGUGACCCUAAGAACACUGUGUUUAUUGUUAGUGGAAGGGGGAAAGAUCCUCUGAGUGAUUGGUUUGCUCAAUGUGAGAAUCUGGGUAUAGCAGCGGAGCAUGGAUACUUAAUGAGGUGGAAUAAGACGUCCAGUUGGGAAACCAGUUCGUUGGUGGCAGAUUUUGAUUGGAAAAGAAUUGCUGUACCUGUGAUAAAAUUGUAUACAGAAGCAACUGAUGGUUCCUAUAUAGAGACCAAGGAGAGUGCCUUGGUUUGGCAUCAUCAGUAUGCUGAUCCAGAUUUUGGAUCUUGCCAGGCCAAAGAACUGUUGGAUCACCUCGAAAAUGUCCUUGCAAAUGAGCCGGUAGUUGUGAAGAGGGGUCAGCAUAUAGUUGAAGUAAAGCCACAGGGAGUUACUAAAGGUCUUGUUGCAGAGAGAGUUCUUUCUGCAAUGAUUAAUAAUGGGAAAUCCCCAGAUUUUGUGAUGUGCAUUGGGGAUGAUAGAUCUGAUGAAGACAUGUUUGAAAGCAUAUCAAGAACAGCUUCUAGUUUGUCAUUUUGUUCAGCUCCAGAGAUCUUUGCAUGCACUGUUGGCCAAAAACCAAGCAAAGCUAGAUACUACUUAGAUGACACUGUUGAUGUACUAGCAUUGCUUCAAGGUUUGGCUAAUGCUUCGAGUUCGAAGUUGAGGGUUAGCACAGAAGUACAAGUUUCUUUUGACAACUUGGUUUGAUAUGUUAUAAGACAUUGUCCUUUUAGCGGAUGGAUACUGCGCAAAGAGGUGCAACGACCGAAAAUGCAUUACUUCUUGAUACAAUUCAGAGGUUUCUCAUGACGUAGCUGUUAAAACUUAGUCAUCACAUACAGUGGCCUGACACCAAUGCCACCAUUGGGCUUUUUGUGGGAGAGAUUAGACUGGCAUACCUUUUUUUUUUUUUUUUCUUUUCCUUAACUUAUAUAUUUUUUGUUUCUUUUUUUCCAUAGAAUGCAGGGCUGGGGGCUGGUGUAUGUAUGUUGUGGUUCGGAAAGAAAAAGAUUGUGCAGUUCUCUGAUUUAGAGUUCAUACCAGUGGGGAGACCUUUCUUGUUUACAUGAACUGGUUUUGCUUUAUACAUGAUAGGCAUUCUUUACUGUUCAUUUUAUGGAGAAUGCUUGCUACUGUGUCACUUACAGGUUACAGCCGUCUACAUUGGGCCGACUUUAAUGUGGUCUGAAUAUAUUUUGGAUUUAGUUCUACGUACAACUAACUGGGGAACAAGAUAGUUAGAAAAGCAGUUAGUAGUUAAGAAUUAGAUGCAACAAAAGAAACAGUAUCUAUGCUGAACAUGUGUACAUGUGCAGACAUCAAUUGAAUAAUAGAUUAACAGAAUUCUCUUUCCUAUCAUACGAGGUUGUGGCUAUGCCAUAACAGAUUUUGGCAGGACAUGUUAUUUUAUGAGUGGAUGCUCCGCAUGAAGGCAUAUGCUAAUUACUUUCCCAUAAUAAUUCAUCAGAUGAUAAACCUUAAUUGAUGUGAUUUAUUUGCCUUGUCAGCGACAUCAGUGAAAGUAUUGAAUAUAACAAAUGGGGCACACCAUCAUAUUUUUUCUUUUUUUUAAAAAAAAAAAUCUAUAUUAUGAUACGAACCAAUCAGCUACGCAAAUGGAAUCCCCAUUAGUUGGUUAUUUUCUUCAAUAUCCUAAAACACUUUUAAUUUGUUUGUAUCUGAUAAACAAGUCCAAUGGAUUAUCUUUAAGGGCUUACAUCACCUAAUUGAUUAGUGCCGUCUGUGUUAGCACAUCCAUAAUUCCACUAAUGUUAUUUUCAAUUAGGUAAUCACUGCCUUCUUCAUUUCCCCAUUUUUCCUUUUAAUUUUUUAGGUAAACCUAUAAUUAAUUAUAGCCCUUGUUCCGUAAGGGUCACCUAACUCAAUUAUUAAAAAAAAAAAAAGAUUCUUUUUCUAAUUACAAUGAUACAGUAAAAUUCAUGUUUAAUAUCCAUUAUUGAUUAAAAUCAUAAUUUUGAUUUGAAGUAAAGGACAUUGAAUUAAUUAGUCUAUCUUCUUAAUUAACAACUCAAUCUGACAGGUUGGCAGAUUCUUCCUCGCGUAAUUUCCUUGUAAGCGAGACCCCACCAUCUUUCCUGGUGAUGGGACCCAAUAAAAAUCCCACCUAAUAUAGCUCGCGAAGCACCCGAUAACCACCAACCUCAUUCAGUAAUGAAAUCUUGACUAACCCCUGACUUCCAUUUUAUCACUAAAAAGGAAAAACUCUCCCACUCCGUAACCGGCACUUCCCCUUCCCCGUUUACUUUCCGUUACAAUUCAUCUUCUCCGCCGAUAUAAAGUCUCCGCAGACACAAGUCUCUCUCGCUAACUAGGGUUGAAUAAUUCAAUUGUGCUUCUGUUGAUUUUAUGGGAGCAGAAGAUCCAGAGAUGGCCCAUAUAGGCCCAGACUCCAUCCCUCCACAAUCAUCCAAUUCUCUCCUCGCAAACACUCGCUGCUGCUUCUGUUUCCCCUGCUUCGGCUCUCGACGUUCUUCCUCCGUCAGGUUGGCCUGGUGGGAACGGGUCCGAUCCUCCAGAGGUCAUAGCGAUGACGAUAAUCCCUGGUGGGCUCCGGGUGUUAGGGCUAUCAAGAAGAUCCGAGAAUGGUCGGAGAUCGUUGCUGGACCCAGAUGGAAGACUUUUAUCCGGAGAUUCAAUAGAAACAGAGGGAGUGGCAACAGCAGACACGGCAAGUUCCAGUACGAUCCUUUGAGUUACGCUUUGAACUUCGAUGAGGGGCCCGGACAGAACAGUAAUUUCGAUGAGGAAGACGACUACGGCGGUUUUCGCGAUUUCUCUUCCAGAUACGCCUCUGUUUCCGGCUCCGGUAAGCCGUUGGCAAUGGACGCGUCCAGUAACAAGGACGUGGCGCUGAUCGCGGUCGCGUGAGGGGAAAAGCAAAGGAAAAACGCAAAAUUACAAGAUGCGCCGUGGUUUCUAGCCUGCGCCGAGAUGCGUUGGAUAACAGCUGUAGUGUUGACUUGGUGACGUAACGUGGCGGCGGUGGUGAUGCUCCUUCAACAGUCCAUUCUUUAUGAGUUUUGUUUGGUUGAAUAAUAAUAUAAUUAGACAUAUAAUUUGGAUGAUUGACGCAGCUAUGGUCUGUACUUUACGUUUUCUAUUUUGGGAUUGUAUUUGAUGUUAGCGUGUAAAGACGGAGAGGAUGAUGAGGAUGUAGAGAAAGGUGUAGUUAAUGGAUUGUUCGUUGGGUGUAUAUUAUUAUAAAAUUUGAUUUGAUUUUA